ACAGUCAGAGCUGUGACUGCUGUACAUUAUGUACAGACAUGUUAAGGAUGUGGGAGGGGAAACUUUAUUCUGAAAUGUCAAUCUCUCAGACAGGAAGAAAAGUGAGGCAUAGGGGCACUAAAGUGGGCACAAUAUCAGUACAGUACCGACACUGAAUAAUGAGAAGCCAUGUUUAGACUACAGAACGGUAAAAAAUUUUCUUUCACAUUUGUAUGAUUUCAUUCCCGCGUCUCCACCGGGAGAUUAAGGUCGGGGAUGAAGUUGUAAGCUUCAGUGACAAAAUCUAGCUGUCAGAGAGAGAUGUACUUUUGCACCUAGAGGAGGUACUUGUUACUGUAAUCACUGAGGUAAAUGUGAAACAAAACAAAAAGACUGUAGUUGUGUAACUGACUGACACAAUAUCCUGCCACUGCACAGAAACAGGCACAGAUCAAUUCAUUUUAACUACGCACUGAGUAAAUGAUUUCGUUAUCUUUAUGAUUCAAAUCCUGUUCUAACUAAAACAAGUAUUGUUACAGAGGACACUCUGGGACUACAUUAUGCGUGGGCCUGUCAGCAUAUAAACAAGAGAAAAUCUACAUCCUGCUUUGGAAAUGGCUUCAUUUUGUGACAUAAAGCCGGCGCUGUAUAUUUCCCACCAAAUCACCCAAAUCAAAUAAACAUACGGAGGGCAGCAGGUAGAAAUAGCUCAUUUUCACAUGGUUUCAAUUUUCUACACAGCCUCCAUACUUUUUUAAGUUAAUUUAUGAGCAAAACAUAGGGGAUAACUUCUAGUCAUGUAGGGUCUUUACAUUUCUACUAAAGACUGAAAUGCUGAGACCAGGUUUCCAGACUGAAACCCUUUGAUAACACACAGGUGAUCUCUAUUUAAUUAAUAACAUGACUUCUAAAAACCAGUUGGCAACACCAGAGAUGACUGGCUUGUUCUAUUGACGGUGUUGAGUACCUGUGCAAGUAUUUUGUAUUUUACAUUUGUAAUUAGUUUGUAAUUGGUAGAUCACUUUGUAGAGAUCUGUUUUCACUUUGUUAUUUAUGUGUCAUUUUGUUGACCACUGUCAAAAGCCACAUUAAAUCCCCUUUGAUUCAAUGUUGGAAAGCAUGAAAAUUUCCAAGGGGGUUUCACACUUCACAGGCACUGUUCUUUCCUCUAAUUAGCUACAAGUCAACCAAAAACACAUUUAUAGUAUUUUUCUGUUGUUUAUACAGUAUCAGCUGUCUAACAUGUGGAAAUACAGCAUCGGAUUUGAACCUCAUCUAAACCUCAUACUGGUUAUUCGCAGCAGAUGAGUAAAUGUGGGUUAGAGACUGCUCGCUUGUUUCCUUCCUCCUCCUCCAAGCACUCGGCUCAGUUCAAGGAAAUUGCUCCUGUCUUGCACAGACUGCCGGCCCGCCUUUGUAAAAUGAACAGUACAGUUCACACGCUGGUAACUUUAUUCUCUACAUUCUACAAUUUGCUAUAAAGAAGCAAUGAAGGACAUACUGGUACUACUGGUUCUGCUGAAUGUCCACGUUACCAAGGUAAGCCCUGUGUGUUGACUGUGAGUCUGUUAUGCAUGGUGUUGCUCGGGACAUCGGACAGGUUGGAUAUCAGCGGGUGUGACCAACGCACUGCUCAGAGAUAAUAUACACUUGUGUGAGGUUAAACAAUGUCACGAGUGAGUGUGAAGUUAAACAUUACAACUAUAAAGUACAUUCAAAAUCAGCAUUUAAAAAUGUGUUAAAUGAUUUUUGUGUCAUAUAGCUGAAAGUUUUUUCCUCGCUUUUAUACAUGUUUUUCAUAGUCCGGCUAUCUUUGUACCCUGGCAUGGAGCCAAAACAGGAAUUUCUCAUUUCUUGUAAAACGCUUCUUAAAAAUGUUCUUUUCUACAUCAAUAUCAGUUUAGUCCUUAGUGUAAAAAUGAUACAUUACAGUAGAAAAAGAUUUAACACAUAGUUGUGGUGUGAUGGACCUGUAUGAAUAUUUGGUUUCAGUUGUUUGGCAUCUAAUGCAGUUUCAAGGUGAAUAUCUCACUGUUAAAGCCAGUCAGGAAAUGAUUUUUACUUCCAGUAUUACUGUGAAUUUCUCUUGAAAAUGGUGAGUUUGUUUGGGCAUACAGCCAAGAGAAAAAGGAAACAACAGAAUGUUCUCUGUGACAUACUGCCGGUAAUUAAGAACAUGAAGUUUUCACAGAAGCUUGUCUUCAUCGUCACACCCCGUGCUACCAGUGGUCACACUGUGCGCUCCUGAGCCGAGGGCUUCUGGGUUGCCGCCUCUGUUUCCUGUAAUUCGAGAAAUAACCUGCUGCUGUCAGCAUAUUUUAACUUUUGCUUGUCAUUGGAGGGCACUGCGGUGAACUGGUUUCACGUCUUUAGCGCAGGACAGGUGUGUGAAUCACACUUUGUCAUGACUUCCUCCAGCACACCAAUACUGUGUGCGAGCUGUAUUGAGAGAGAAAGAGAGAGGUUGUGCGUGAAUUACUGCAUUGAUGCAUGUGUGCAGUGCCCCGAGUCCAAGGAUUUUGGAGGGCCCCACAGAGAGGAGAGAUAAAGGUUUGGUCUGUGCCCUAUCCAGUAGCGUCAGGUGGAAAGUGUAACGACUCGGUAAGAGAGUAUGUGCCAGAAUAUUCUCACCUGUGUUGCAAGAAGUGCCCCCCUGGACAGCGACUGAAAAAGCCGUGCUCUGAAACUGAAGAGACUGAGUGUGAAUCAUGUCCAAAGGGCCAGUACAUCACGGACUGGAACUAUAGUGAAAAAUGCUUCUCCUGUUCCAAAUGCAAAACAAGAAAAGGUCUGCAGCCAGCCCAGAAUUGCUCCUCUACUGCAAAUUCCAACUGUGUGUGCCAGCCUGGGAUGUUUUGCAUCAUGGAUUUUAUUGAAAGAAAUGUACAAUGCAGCGAAUGUCAGAAGUACACUGAAUGCAAUGCCGGUUUUGGAGUCUCUGUGUCAGGGAAAGCAAACAAAGAUGUGGAGUGUGAACCGUGCCCUGCCGGGACGUUCUCUGACACAGUCUCCUACAUGGACCCCUGUCGGCCUCAUACAAACUGUCAUGGGAGGGCUGUUGUCCAAACAGGCAACACUACCUCAGACACAGUGUGUGAAUCAGGGGCCAGCACACAGCCUCAGACCUCAACAAGUGAGCCUGCGUACACAACUUCAAGUCCAGGGAUGAGGAGAACUGAUAUGUCCUACCCAACAAAAAGCCCAUCCCUAAGUACAGAAACUGACAAUAAACUGGUUGCAGUCAUCACCACUGUGAUCACUGUGAUCAUUUUCCUUUUGAUUAUCAUCAUUAUUGGGCCGCGCAUUCGUAAAGCAAUCUGGAAUAAAGACACUGCAAGAUUUCCCAAAGUAGAUGCAAACGGAAACUGUCAAAGUGGUGAUGAAAUCAAUCAAACUCAGCUGACUUCAUUCACAGUUACCACGGCAGAACAACAGUGUCUGCUGGAGAAAGUGGAAGCCGGCAAUGACCUCAGUCAGUGUAGCAGCAAUACUGACACUUUAACCAGAACAGAUGGCUGCAGCAGCCACGAGUCUAUCAGCCCUUUGCAAUCCACCCUAGCCCUUGACAAUCCUUACUCUGCUCUGUCGGAGCCCAUGACCUUAAUGUCCAACACUGAGCCUAUCACACCGCAGCCCAGUAUCCCAACAGAGUCCUCCUUUCAGUCCACAAGCCCGCAGAUCAUCAGCCCCGUGACCCCCAGUCCCCAAGUCAACGUCAACAUCACUUUCCACAUUGGAAACGGGUCUAGCAAGACACCAUCCGUCAUACCCACAGACUCAUGCGUCAUGCAGACAGACCCUAAACUCCCCUUUGGAGAGGAAGAAGAGUGCUCAUGUAUCCCACAGCAAGAAGCCGGCAAGCAGUCGCUGAUGUCAGUGCAGGAGAGCACUAGUUACAGUACAUGAGUCGCCUGCAUCAACACCUUCUUUCUAUAAUGAUACAACAUUUAAAAUAAUAUUUCUGACUGACAAAAGCACUUGUAAGUGUAGUAUGUUUCAUGACAAGAAACAUACUAAUGAAAUGACAGAUCAACCUCCACUUUGUGUGUUUAUAUGUAUAAAUAGUACUGUGUAAAUAAACAUGUGAAUAUUGUAUUUUCA
This is a messenger RNA of Thunnus maccoyii (southern bluefin tuna), 4080 nucleotides long. RefSeq names its product tumor necrosis factor receptor superfamily, member 1B (gene tnfrsf1b). Bases 2470 to 3885 code for a protein of 471 amino acids. The record is from RefSeq and is a predicted model, not a curated record. Gene Ontology annotation, molecular function: tumor necrosis factor receptor activity; tumor necrosis factor binding. The transcript has 9 exons. Gene Ontology annotation, cellular component: membrane. Gene Ontology annotation, biological process: extrinsic apoptotic signaling pathway; regulation of T cell cytokine production; intrinsic apoptotic signaling pathway in response to DNA damage. Lineage: Eukaryota; Metazoa; Chordata; Actinopteri; Scombriformes; Scombridae.